This is a messenger RNA of Gryllus bimaculatus (two-spotted cricket), 12255 nucleotides long. NCBI's taxonomy places the organism in Eukaryota, Metazoa, Arthropoda, Insecta, Orthoptera, Gryllidae. The record is from the annotation of a GenBank genome assembly.
GACAUAAUAAGUAAAUAUAGGUAUUAAUUUUAAUGUAUGGACAUAGUACUCUUUGUAUUGGAUGAUUGCCACUGAAUAUACUGUAAAUUGCGUGUAUUGAAUGAAUGCCACUGAUCUCUCAGUACAGAGAUUCGUGAUCAUAAAUGUUUAAUAUCAUUUGAUGUAUGUAGGUCAUAGCCACUGUCGAUUUUACAAGAAGCCGGAGGGUAUUUAAAAAAAAAAAAAGUUGUAAUGCAAAGUCGGCCACUUUGUAGAGUGGGGUAUGUGUGUAUAUUAACACCCAUUCAUCCAUGUGUAUAUUUGACAGACAUCCUAUUAAUACAAAUAUUGUAGGAAGUUCCUACAUCGGGCUGUGGUGAACAAUUCGUUACUCAUUGCCACACAUGGAGAAAAUAGGUAAAUAUUGCGUCUUUGCCUACGAAAGUCUGUGCCACAGAUCUGUCACUGAAUUUCUGUGACAUUUCUGUGAUUGCGAAGCGAACAAGAGUGAAGUUUUCUGCGGCUAGUUGUCACUAUUGUUUUGAUAGUGUGGUAUUUUACUGUUAUCAUUUCCUCGUAAUUGUGAUAUCAACGAAGGAAAGGCAGUACCGAAUCGCAGGUUCUGCUGUUUCAAAUGGAUGUAUCUCAGGGAGAAAUGCGAGAUUUCAAUGUAAGUAAUAAGACGACUGAAGAGGAACAAGAAGAUCCAGAAGGUGGCUCGAAACAUCGUUUUAUGAUGAACGCAAAGAAAACUUUUGAAAAUGCAUCUCUAUUACUGCGAAGAAAAAUUCCUUGCACUGGUCAUUUGAUGACUCCAAGAAGACUAUGGAUUCAAACUGUACCAACGCAGGAGUGUGAUGUUGUCCUUAUGUUUCCACCUGGAGCUCAAGAUUUUACAUUGAUGUGGUUGCUGUCUCGUUUACGCGCAGGAACUCCAGGUUUAGUAGUCCAUGUUCGACAUCAUGCCUCAUCGGACAGUUACGGAUUUUACCUUACAGCACCAUUCAGUGUACUUACAAAAGCUGCUGAGGAAGUUCAUUUACCAAAAACACUUAAAUCAGACUAUGGGGGAGGCCUGAAAGAAUUUGUACAACAAGAAGCAACUUAUUUUGAAGGUGUUGAAAAUGAAUCAGGAUUCUUUUCAACUCAGGAGCGCCAGUGGCUUGUGCUGCAUCUUCUUCAGACAUUGCGAGCUGGUUCAGCAGAUCAGUUGGGGGGUUUGCGCCUUAUUGAAGGCCAAGCAAUUGUUCCUAAAUGUUUGUCUGCUGGAAUAAUUUCUCAAGUAUUUCCACUCCAUGAUAUGCCAGCAUUGGAGAACCUCCAGAAAAAUUGGGUUAGAGCGUUCUUCCAAAAACAACCUUUGGAUGCAAUCUGUGAAUACUUUGGGGUGAAGAUUACCAUGUAUUUUGCGUGGCUGGGUCACUACACUGCUGCUCUCAUAGUGCCAGCUGUUGUUGGGUUUAUUUUCUGGGUUGGCUUCUGUGGUCGUGACCAAGCAACUGAGGAUGUAGGCUAUGUUUUGUUUUCAUUUUUUAAUGUAAUAUGGGCCACAGUAUAUGUGGAAGCCUGGAAGAGGUAUAGUGCUGAAUUAGCUUAUCGGUGGGGCACUUUGGAUCAAAGGGAUGAGUUGCUUGUAGAACCUCGGCCAUUGUUCACGGGUACAUUGGAAGUAAGUCCUGUCACUGGGAGACUGGAACCAACAUACCCUCCAUGGAAGAGAACAGCAUUUCGCUACUUUGUUAGCCUGCCAAUAAUAUUAUUAUGUUUGGCACUCGUUUUUGUGAUAAUGUUUUUUACCCUCCAAUUGCAGGAAUGGUGGGAUCAUCUGAUAGCUGAACAAGAAUAUAUGUUCUGUUUGAGCUACUUGCCCAAGAUCCUUCUUGCCAUUGUUAUUACGCUUAUGGAUGAGGCGUAUUUUAAAGUUGCUUGUUGGCUGAAUGAUAUUGAAAACUACAGGCUUGACACGAAGUAUGAAAACCAUCUUAUCGUCAAAGUAGCAUUGUUCCAGUUUGUGAAUUCAUUUCUCUCCCUAUUCUAUAUUGCCUUUUACUUGCAAGAUCAAGAAAAACUGAAAGAGCAAUUAGCUGCUCUUUUGAUUGCUCGACAAGUUAUAGGAAACUUGAAAGAGUCUGCCCUUCCAUAUCUGUUGGAACAAUUGCGACUUGCUAAAUUAAGCUUUGACUUGUUUGGAGCUCUUAGUCCAACAGAAGCCAAAAAAUCAAUAGUGAAAGAAAAACAGGAGGAACCAGAAUGUGGGACACCUGGCAAAGGAGGCAAGAGAAACAUUAGUCAGGCAGAGCUGGAAAGUUCACUUUUUAAGUAUGAUGGAACUUUUGCUGAUCAUUUGGAAAUGUUCAUUCAGUUAGGUUAUGUGGUUCUGUUUUCAUCUGCAUUUCCUAUGGCUGCAUUUUGUGCCCUUGUAAAUAAUCUAAUUGAAAUACGAAGUGAUGCCUUCAAACUGUGUUUCAUAUUUCAAAGACCUUUUGGUCAAAGAGUGUCAAAUAUAGGCACUUGGCAGAAUGCAAUGGAAGUUAUGGGCCUUAUUGCAGUACUAGUAAAUUGUGCUUUAAUUGGCCUAUCUGGUCAGGUACACAGAAUGUUUCCUGAAAUGUCUACUACUCAAACCAUUCUUCUUAUUGUUGCAUUAGAGCAUAUAAUGUUAAUAUUGAGAUUUGUCAUCUCAUGUGCUAUUCCGGAUGUUCCUGAAUGGGUAGCCACAGAAAUGGCAAAAGUUGAGUUUGCUCGGCGAGAAGCUUGUCGAAGAUUAUCAUCUACUACUGCUUCUACACCUGCUCCAGAUAAUACACCACCACCUUCUGGAAUAGUCAUAGGACGAUUUGUUGUUUCACCUGCCGCUGAAGGUUUGGCUGAGUCUGAAGAAACAUCAAAUGAUGCAUUAGAUGAUGCUCCUACUCCAAUAGUGGAUAUUAAUCCUGUUGCAUCCAUGGAGACAAAAGAGCCCAAACCGCCCAAACCACAUAAAGAUGAAUCUGUUUUAUCACAGGCUGCUGAAAACUUGCUUUCUUCACUCCCGAAAAGCCCUCCAAAGAAAUCACGUGAGUGGUUGGGACCAGAAGGUGAAGGCUUGGGUUAUCACCUAACGAUUGGUCCGCAUGGAGUUGAUUGGGUUCGUAGAUUGGGUAUUGAAGGAGGCAGAAAAGGGAGUGAACCAGAAAUGGGAAGUGCCUCUGGGGAAAAUUUAGCAACCCGGCGCAGCACAGAGUGUAUUGUUACACCCAAAGAAUUAGCUGCGUCAUCAGACUCGGAUCUUCUAAGGUCAGCUCCGCCCUGGGCUGACCCUAAAGUACGAUCAAAGUUCAGGUUCUCGCCAGAGAAAGAAACAUCUCUUUCAGAUAGCAGCAGAACAGUAUCUAGUCAAGAGGGGGAGGAGGCUGCAGCGGCAGCAAGUAAAGUUGAAGAAUCUGCAGCUGCUCGGAAGACAAGAGUGAAGCAAAGUCUGAUGAAAAGAGCAAGAAGUGUUGCAAUCUUCUCCUUAAAGUUAAAGGAACGUAGAGCAAGAGAAGCAUCUGCUAAGGAAGCUUCCAAUAAAGCAAAAGCAGAAGCCAAGGCUGAAGCAAAGGAAGAGAAAGAGGCUAAAGCUAAAGAGGCUAAGGAAAAAGAGAAAGAGAAAUGGAUGCCGCCUACCAAUGUGGGAGGUGAAUUAUCCUGUAUUCCUAUUGAGAAACUUAUCUCUGUAGAUGAUGUUGCAAUGGACCUGCAACGUAGAAAAAAUCACACUUCUGGUAACUUGUAGCCUUAGUUUGUUGAAGUCAAGUGUUGUGUUCAAUGCCUCACAGUUUUGUUUAGGGAUGACACUGGAUUAUUUUUUUUUUUGUAAUGAUAAGAUGCGUAUUAUUUUCAUAAGCAUUAGUCAGCACUGCUGUUUAGUACUGUUCAAAUGAAUUUCUUUUAAAUGAGCUCCUAAAAUGGUAGAUGAAAAAAGGAAAAAAAGUAAAUAUAGAAUUUGUUUCAAUAUUCUUCUCUGUUUUACUUCAGUGUUUGAUGUGUUGUUUGGGAAUUUCACUAGUAAUAAUUUAUUGUAGAUAUUCAUUGCACAAAUUACUGUUUUGUAUCUAGAGUGCCUGUUGACCUGUUUCUGUGUAAUUUGUUAAGCACAUGUUUUGAACAUAACUAAGAAUUUUCUUUAUUCCUUUAUUAUUAUUGAAUUGAUCUAGAUGAAUUUUGUGGUUUAAUGUGAAGAAAGUGAGUUGUUUUGUUUUCUUGAUGUUAACUUUUUUUAAAACAAAGAAUUAAAACUAACCAAACAAGCAUUAUGUAUAAAAUCAAUUUGUGUAAUGAAAAGGAAAUUCAAUCAUUUUACUAGCUAUUCAUGUGCUUCAAUGAUGCAUAAUAAUUACUUUCUACAUUUUGAAAAUAAUAAAUAUUUGAAAGAAAUGCAAGCGCAAUUAAUGUAAAAGUAAAUUAACAAGAUUAUUUUAAGGGAAUUUAAGUGAACAAAUACACUUAAAGUACAAUAUUGUAUUAAAACAGGAAAUGCAAAAUUUAAAAAAUAUAAUAUUUUUAAAAUUUUAGUUCAAAUUAUUUUAUUCUUUUCCUCGUGAACAUUCACUAAUUUUUGUUAUUGUUCCUUAUUAAUUUAUGACAGAGUAUAAGUUUCAAUAAUAAAUAAAGUAUAAACAUAAAAUAAAAUUGAUGUGUGCCGCUACCAUUAAAUAGGGGCUCAGUACUGAACUGUUUUAAAUUCUGCACAUUUUUAGUCUACAUUUGUGCAUGUAGUAGUAGCCCUAGAAUUAAGCUUUUGCUUUGUAUUUCAAUAUUUCAUACAUAAUUGGAGUUUUACAUUAGUGUCAUGGAGAUGCUAAUUAUGUUGCUUAUAAUUUACAUUUAUAAAUGAUGUCAACUUUAUUUUCUUAUUUUAUUUACUUUUCCUCUCAUCCCUUGCAUCUACAAAUGAAAAAUGGCUGCACUAUUACUUUAUUCAUUUUAAUAUACAAAAUAGCCAGAAAAUAAAUACUUGUGAAGAAAACUAUGGCUAAUACCAGUAAUUUGAAUUUGUAUCAUUGGGAUAAUUUAGAAUAGCAUAUUGAUAUAAGAAAGUUUGAAUGUAAAUUAAAUAAAAAUGAUAUUUAUCGACAUAAAAUUCAUCAAUUAAGAUCCCAAAAAACAUGAAUUGCUCAAUUUAAAGAUGUCAGAUCUUAGUAAAGCAAGGUUACUUAAUAACUAUCUGGACUGAAAUGCCUAAGCUAUAAAUUACUAAUUGGAGGUUUUUAACUUUUUCAUCAAUCAUUAUUGGAAAAUCAUAUUACUCUGUGAUGAGUAUUGUGCAUGUAAUGAACAAGUUACAUUAUUGCAAGCAACUACAGGAGGAAAGAUAAGGAUUAUUUAUUUGUUAUGAAUUUAUUUUUAAUUUUGUGUUUACACAUGAAAUUUUGAAAAUAAUUUAUGUUAAUAAUAACUUCAUGAUAGAUUUUUUGUAAUUUAGUAUUGCAAUUUUGCAUAACUUGGUGACUAACAUCUACACUUUAGAUGCAAAUGAUUCAACUUUUGAUUAGUACUCUAUUUUGUUAAUCCUGAUGUGUGUAAGGACACUGCCACCACAAUUCAAUUUAUAAGGUUGCUGAACUCAGCAAUUAAAGCCAGUGGUAGAACUAGAUACAAACAAUUUAACCGCACUUCAUCCAACAAUAAUCGGAAGAUAGUACACCUUAGAUUGAAAACGUGCUGUGCCUCGCAUAAGUCUAUUGUAUUUUUGAAAAUCUUGUAGUUGGAGAUGUCAUUUAAUGAGUUGUCAUACAAACACAUCUCUUAUUUUCCUUUUUCCUACAUAAUUUUUAGCUUAUUUUAAACAAGAUACAUAAAUAGCAGUAGCAGUAGCUUCUAUGGAAUGCUUUUAUUCUUUCAAAUUGUGUUUUGAACCUAAAUGUAUUUAUACUAUAUCUACUUUUCUUGUCGCCAAAUUAAAAUCUUUCUUCAUCAAUUUGUUCUGAUUUCAUUUUUGUAGAUGGUCUUCUAGUUUUUAUUAUAAAGUGUAUUUCAGGUAUUUAAGAAGAAAGCCAGUGUAAAAAGUUUUGUAAAUGUCUUUCUUUGUAAUGAAAUCUACAAAUAUGUGUUUGGGAAGUGCCUACAUUUAUGAAUUAAGGUGAUAUCGAAUAGUUUAGUAGUGUUAUUUUGUGACAAAUUGUUCUUUGCCUGAUUGAAAUGUUAGUUAAUGGAAUUUUCAAUAAAAAGACUUGUCUCUAAUUGGUAUAGGUAUUAAUAACUAAAGUAUCUUACUUUUCUUGAAAAGUAAAUGAAUUUGGUGUUCAAAAAUAUUUGGUUUUAUUUCGCAGGAGUUUUGUGUUUCUUGUGCAUAAAUUUUCUUUCAACAUAAACUCUGUUCACCUUAUGAGAUGUACAAAGUGAUAUAAUGAGACAUAUCACUGUAAGAAGUAAAACAAUAUAACUGAUUGCCUCCUUAUAUGCUGAAGUAAGGUUUUAGAAAAAAUAGUUUUAUGAACAAAACUAGGAUGUGCAUUAUUUUUAAAUCAUGUUAUAGGUAUAUAUUCUACAGUAAGAACUUCAUUUUCUUUCAUUUCAUUUCACUUUCUUGACACACUGUUGAAAAGCUAUCAUUUGUAGAUGACAAAGGGUAUGAGAUUUUGGAAAAAAUCAGAAUUGAAUUGUUACAGUAAAAAACUGAAACACACUUAACCUCACUUGCCUUAAAAAUAUUGUGGAAAACUAUUGACAUUUAUUGCUAUAACAUAGCUAUUGAAUUUACUAACAAAAUUACUUCUCCGUAAAACUCCUUUACUUUUUGUAUUCUCUCAGAAUUAUUUGCAUGAAAUUGCUUAACUUUUAUCAUUUGUGGAUCAUGAAAACAAUAACUUGGCAUCAUUUGUAAAUAUGUAAUUGCAUUCUGAGUCUUGCAUUUUUUUUAUGUUUUAAAUUGUCUGGUGUCUUAAAGUCUUGUUGUUUAUCUUUUUCACUUAUUGCCACUAAUGUUGGUAGUGUUAGUAAGUUUAUAAAAUAAUCAAGCAUCAAGUCAGUGCUGAAGGAUUUUCAUUUUGUAAUAUUAUUAGAAGACCUGGUAUCUUCCUUUCUUCUUCAGUCCUUGCCCUUGCUCUCCUAUUAGCCUUCUUUAUUUAAUUUUGUCCCUUUUCCUUCCCAUGCAUUCCCACAUUCCUGACUCAAUUGCAAACUGUAAUAGCACACCUGAAUUCUUGCUGUUCUUAGGAAAAUGUACAUUAAAAUUUUGUGAUUGUUAAGACAAUGAUAUAUAGGUUUGUUACUUGCAGAAAUAUAUUUUGAGUCAAGUGCCUAUUGCAGAUUUAAUUUCUUUCGUAAGUAUGUGCAAAGAUAUAGCCAGAAUGUUUCUCAGGGGAGGAAUUCAGAAGAAGAGCUAAUAAUAUUUUGUUUUAAAAUUGUAUGUAAUGCUGUAGAAGCAAUAUUUUCUAUUAAUGUAAUCAACAUUUAAAUCAUGAAGUACAGAAACUGGUGAUGUAAUUGAAAAGAUUAUUGUAGAGAAAGAUGUUUUAGUUAUGUAUUCCUCCCCCUGGCUGUAGAUUUGAUUAUGUAAAUACUCAAGUGUACUUAGAUAUAUUUAUCAUGUUGUGGUAAAAGUAUUAACAGUUAUGUGACAGAUAGAAAAGUAGAUUGAUUGAUCAAGAGAAAGUUAAAUUGAAAAUGUGUACUUACAUUACAUCAUGCCCAAAAACUUACAUGAUGUUGGCUUAAAGUUAUUCAUACUUUAAUCUGUAAUAGUGAAGAUUUUACUGGACCUCAGAGAGAGUUAUUGAAUGAGGAGUAGCUGACCAAUAAAUUGACUUCUGUUUUAUCAAUAAAACAGUUUGUUACUGUCAGCUUGUAGGGUGUUGUAUGUACAUUUGGAUAGUUAGCAUUAGAAAUAUGAGAUAAUUGCAAACAUAAAAAUAUUUUCAGACACUGAGAUUUGAAGAUCUUGAUAUUAGUUGUAUGUCUUGCAUUAAACAACUGAAAUAGAAAAAAAUCAGAACACACUUGUCAUUCUAUGUGACACAUUUCAGACUAAUUAUUUCACACUAAUCUACCUUUUUUGAUGCAAACAUCUCAUAUCACUCUAGGUUUUGUAGUGUGAACAUCUUCUACUUAACAUUUAUAUAUUUGAUAAAAUAUAUCCUGAUUAGUGUGUUCUGAUACUUUUCUUUUCAUUUCCUUUUUACUUUCUCAUUUAUACAUAAUUCAGGAAAAACUUAAGGAAUGGAAUAAAGUCAACAUAAAGUAAAAGGCACAGGCAUAUUUUUUGGCUUCCUAAACUUAAGAUUUCUUCAUCUAAUCCAGCUUUCUCAAUCCUAUUGAAUAAAAUUUCAGAGGAAAAUAUUGCAAACAAUGUUAUAUGUUAUGCAGGUAUUGUAAUGAAAGUGAGAUUCAUGUGGACCUAUUAGUGAAAUUUGGAAGCUGAUACAUUACUGAUGUGAGUCUUCUCGUAAUUGUCUUAUAACAAAAAGUGAAGUAGUGCUAGUUAGUUGUGUAAUUUAAUGACGAGAAUUUUACAUUUGAAAUUCUUUGAAUAUUUACAGAUCCCUGGAGCAAAAUUUAGAAAAAAAGUUUUUCAGGAUCUUAAAUGCAAAUAGCAUAAUAAUUGUUUCAAUGAUUUUUAGCAUAAAAAAAUGCUUUAAUGAACAUAUUCAGUUUAUUUCCCAUAACAAACAUUUGGCAUUUAAAAAUAAAUAAGGAAUAACCAUUCCACUCGCAGUUUUGUGAUGAGAGAGAAAAGCCCGAUGAUCAUUGUCUAAAUGUGUGUGUCAACUUGACAGUUAUUCAUGGAAUGGAAAAUUUAUUAGGUCAAAUGUGUAUAAUACAGUAAGUAAGAGAAGAAUGCUGAUAUUUGACAUUUCAGUUUUGUUUCUUUCAUUAUUAGAAAUAAAGAUCUUUCAUAAUGUAUUUAGUAAUAAUUUACUUAAUUAUAUAUUCUUUUGUAUAUUUUAUUUAAUUUGGGGGAAAAAAAUCUUCUGAAGAACCAUCAAAUGACGUACAAAAUUCUCUGCAUAAAACUUUUCCAUGUCAUUCUGAAAACUUUUUAUUUGUUAUCUUCAUUUAAUUUUAAUAUGUUAGGCUAAUGCCAAUGUUUUCAUCUCAUCUCAAAAUUAUUUAUCAGGAAUAAACUGACUAAUGUGCACUCCAUUAACAUUGACAACGAGUUAUUUCAUUAACAUUUUGGUUCUUAUGGAAUUUAUUGAAAUUCCUUGUGGCUUUUGAAAGUGAGACUGAAGAAUUUUUUGUAUUACCUUUCACCUAUUCUAAUUACCUGAACCUUUCAGUAAGUUUUAUUAGACUUCCAGUCAAUCUGGCCAUGAAAGGUACAAAAGUAAACACUGGUCUUUUCAUGUACGUCUUCCUUUUCAUAUAAAUAAAGAAGAUUUUUAUCUAUCAAUUUCAUUUGGAUACAAUAUGGUAUGUUUUACUACUGCUACAAGUAUGCAAAUGUAGUGCAGAAAAAAUAGAUUAAUUUGUAUAUCUUAAAAUUCAAAUCAUUUUUGGAAUCCAUUUUUCCAAAGUCUGCCUUUCUUUUGACAUGCAUUCAUAGAGAAUUUCUCUUAUGCUUAUUAACUACUCUUAUGCCAAGUAAUAAUAGUACUCAUUGUUUAAAUAAAUGCAUUGUAUAUGCUUAAUAAGUAAUGAUCAUGUCUGUUCAUAUUAUUAUUCUUGAUCAAAGAAUUGAAGUAGUGACUUUGUAUGCAUUUACAGAAUAAUGUGUGCUUAAAAUUUCAUUCCAAUGUAUUUAGUUAACACUGUUCCUUGUGUUAUGACAAUCAUUUUAUCAAAACUAAAAUAUAAACCUUGGCUUCUUAUUGUAUACAAUAACAGACAUUUCAUUCAUUUUUUUUAAUAUACAAAGUCAGGAUGAAUUUUUCAGUACUUCAGUAUAGGAAAGCCCUGAAUAAAUAAUCUAUGGGAAGAUAUAAAGAAUAUCAUUUUAUAUCAUGAAAAUUAAAAUGCUUAAUAAACAAGUAUGGUUCUUUUGAAUUUUGAUCAUGAAUAUUGUUGUAAUAAGGAUAGUAUUUUCCCUUAUAGUUAUUGUGUAAAUGUUGUUGAAUAUUCCUUUUUAUAAAUAUAUAAGUUUAUUUUCUCAAUAACAAACUUAGAGAAUGUGUGACUUGUGAAUUUCUGGGUGCUUGACAGCGGAAUGUAUUUUUUGAAAUCCGUCCAUCUGUCUGUGACUUGGUCAGAUAAUUCUGAUGAUUAAUAUUUUUUUUAAUAUCUAGUACUCCUUUUUCUCGCUAAGUUUGACAAUAAAAUCUCAUUAUGGAUUAAUACUUAUUGCAGUUCUUAUAUGAAAUGGUAUGAAUUACUGAUAUUUUUGCUUUCACGUAAAAUACAAGUAUUAAUUGUGCAAGAAAUAGUGUUAAGAAAACCAGUUUUCUUUAACUACGUAAAUUGAAGGACUUUCCUCACAUUUAAGUAAUUUCAAUACAUCUGUUUAAAAAUUCAGUAUUUUUUAUACAGUUGAUAAAAUUUAAUUUGAAGAUAAUUUUUUAAAAUAUAUAUAUAUCAUUUCUUCCAAUGAUUUGUCCAGUUCUCCUAUUAUGAGUAUCCUUGCCUUCAAUUUUGUAAUUUUUAUCACCAUUAUUAUUGCUAGAACGUCUUGGCACUAAUGGUUGUGAUUUUUUUAUGCUGUUAUGUGACGUUGCAGUCUUUAUGACACAAAACAUGUUAUUUUAUUAUUGCAAAACCAACAACUAUGAGUUCCAGCCAGCCAGCCAAAUGAAUUAUCUUUAUGUUAAAUUGAAUAUAAUUGUCAAUCUGCCAAAGAAACAAGAAAUAUUUGAGAAUGGAAACAAAAAGUAAUGAAAAUUGGAAAGAAUUUAUUAUGGAACACAUGGGGAAAGGAAAGGAAGAAAAUAAGAUAAUUUCAUGAAAGAGUACUAUUUUAAUUUUUUAUUUGAUUGUUUAAGAACUUGUCACUUAAAAAUUUGUUCUUGAAUUCACUGAAUUUUCAAAAUAUGACUUGCCGUAUUGGACAUUCAGAACAGAUACUACUACAUGACAUCGUAUUCUUGAAGAUCUUCCAGAUUGUUUGUAACAUAUUUUUAAAAGAAGCAGCAAGUAGUGGCUUUCUUGUUUAGUGAUAUUAUUGCUCUUGUGUGCAUGAAUGUGUAUGCAUGUGUUUGUGUCAUGUAUGUGAGAGAAAAUAUUGCAGAGAAGCAAUAUAUGGCAGAAGAAAGAAAAACAAGCGGAGGGAGCAUAUCUUCAGAAAAGGAAAAUAAGCAAGAGGACAAGAAAAUUGCUAUUGUUAAUCAGUUCCCACUAUUUGCUAAUUGCUCUUGUUAUUCUUGUGUAUAUAGUAUAUUCAACGUGUAUUCAACAUGAUCACAUUUCCAAUGAUUAUCUGAAGUAUUUUCUGAAAGUAAUUCUUCAAAAAAUGCAUGAAUUCCAAAAAAGAAAAACUGAAUGUGCUGUACCAUGUGUAUUAACUGAAUUUUAAGGAACAUCUCAAGAGUCAGCUAUAAAUAGUUUUAUUCAACAUUUUGGUAAAUAUAAAAAAUAAAUAAUGAAGAAUAUUACCAACUUCAGAGAUCAUGAUUCAUUUCAUCUCAAUCUCAGUAACUUUGUAGUUUUCUAUGUGCAUUCUGUAUUAAGAGUAAUUUUAAAUAACAAUUUUAAUAAUGCAGGGGAUGAUUUAGAGCAGGGAAUGUUAAAACUAAAUUUAUAAUUUUAUAACUUGAUUUCAGUGUUGCCUACGCCAUUUUGUAUAUUUGUACUGACAAAUACUAAUUAAAAAAAAAAUAAUACAAAUUAAAGUGGGGCCAUAGAAUGCAAGUGCUUAAUUAGAAAAGGGAAAGAGCAUGUUUUUUUGUUUUUUUUAAAUUAUAAUUAUGUAUAUAUGAGAAAGUUUGUAUUUAAUUUUUUCCUGCAAUGAUAUUUUAAUUAGUAUCUCAACAGCACUGUAACUGUUUAUAUUUUAGGUCAACACAAAGAAUUUUAGUGUAUCUCAGACAAUGUCAGCUUUGAUCAACAGAUUUUGAGAAUGAUAGUUGAGUGUUUUGUAUCCAUGUUUUAAACCCACGUGUAUUGAUCAGGUGCUUCUGCUUUGCAAAAGCGUUGUGUGGCUAUUUGAUUUCUGGUGCUAAUUGCUUCUCAGUUCAAAUUUAUUACAAACACUAAUUGGUGACUAUUUUUAACAUAUCUAUAAUGAAAUAUUAAAAUUAAUGUAGUAUAGUAUGAGUAGGUGAUCUAUGACUUGAUGUAAUUUAGUCACAAUAUUUUGAAAUAUGGAUGUAAAUCAGAUCUCAGACUGUAUCAUAGCCUGAUAAUACAUUGUACUCUAUGUCCUGCAAUAAACGUUUGUACUCUAAA